This is a messenger RNA of Silurus meridionalis, 3985 nucleotides long. It is a transcript of the gene trhr2, whose product is annotated as thyrotropin releasing hormone receptor 2. NCBI's taxonomy places the organism in Eukaryota, Metazoa, Chordata, Actinopteri, Siluriformes, Siluridae. Gene Ontology annotation, biological process: phospholipase C-activating G protein-coupled receptor signaling pathway. Gene Ontology annotation, cellular component: membrane. Gene Ontology annotation, molecular function: thyrotropin-releasing hormone receptor activity. The record is from RefSeq and is a predicted model, not a curated record. The coding region runs from base 540 to 2156 and encodes 538 amino acids. The transcript has 5 exons.
AAGGGGGCGCGAUUGUGAAGACUGCGUCCUGUUCAUUCAUUUUUAUUGCGGUUAAAAGAGCGCAUUUUGUCCGCGCCUGUGCUGUCUCCUAGAUGAAUAUUUUUUUCUGACCUCGAUUAAUACUACAUAUAUUUUCUUACACAGCAGGGGUUGUUUUUUGAACCAAGAAAGAGCAGGACAGAGGUGCUUUGGACAGAAUGCCUGAAAUUUGAACACCAAGAAAAGAAGAACAUGGGGGAUUGAUUGGAUGGAGGAUUGCAUUAAGCAGGAAAAAAAGGUUUACAAGAAAUUACAUGUGAUGCCACUAAUGGAAAUAUGGCUAUUUAACCAAAACUGACAGAUGGAUGCAUAACAUACUGUAGUAAACAUAAGCACAGAAACCAAGCCUACAUUUUAAUUCUCAUCCAUACUGUUCGCACCCUUUUCCACCCUACCUUUCCACGUUCCUGUUCGCAUUUCAUUUUGCAUCCUAGAAAUUAAUACUAUUCCCCAGAACACAUUCACUCAAACCUACACUCUUACACAAGCUUCAAGAAAACAUGGCGGAAAACAUGAGCUCAGUGUCCAACAUCUCCCUGCUGGGCCAGGGAGACUCUGUGUCCAAAUCAGUGGAGUAUAAGACCGUGUCCGUGUUUUUGGUGGUUCUGGUAUGUGGUGUGGGAAUUGUCGGCAACAUCAUGGUGGUCCUGGUGGUUCUUACCACCCGACAUAUGCGAACACCUACGAACUGCUACCUGGUGAGCCUUGCUGUGGCUGACUUGACAGUGCUGGUGGCAGCGGGGCUGCCUAACAUCUCCGAAAGCCUAAUGGCUACCUGGGUUUAUGGGCAAGCUGGCUGCCUGGGCAUUACCUACCUCCAGUACCUGGGCAUCAACGUGUCCUCCUGCUCCAUCACAGCCUUCACAGUGGAAAGGUAUAUAGCCAUCUGCCACCCAAUGAGAGCUCAUACGGUGUGUACGGUCUCCAGGGCCAAACGCAUCAUCGCAGGCGUAUGGGCCUUCACCUGUGUCUACUGCAUGCUUUGGCUCUUCCUGGUGGACAUCCAAGUAAACAGCGAUGGACGUGUCCAGUGUGGCUAUCGUGUCUCCCGAGAUCUCUACCUGCCCAUCUACCUCAUUGAUUUCACCAUUUUUUACGUCAUCCCACUUCUGCUAGCUAUCGUCUUGUAUGGCCUCAUUGCACGAAUCCUCUACCUAAACCCAUUGUCCCACCCACCGGAUUCAGGCACCAUCACAGCACCAACCCUCAGGAGAAGCUGCAAGGAACCUGCAGAUGCAAGCAAAGGAGGUCGCCAAGGACGACCAAAAAGUGUAACCUCUUCUCGGAAGCAGCAGGGGUUGUUUUUUGAACCAAGAAAGAGCAGGACAGAGGUGCUUUGGACAGAAUGCCUGAAAUUUGAACACCAAGAAAAGAAGAACAUGGUCACCAAGAUGCUUGCUGUGGUGGUGAUCCUUUUUGCACUGCUGUGGAUGCCAUACAGAACGCUGGUGCUAAUCAACUCCUUUGUCAGCAUGCCAUACCUGGACGCCUGGUUCCUGCUUUUCUGCAGGACGUGCAUCUAUGCCAACAGUGCUAUCAAUCCUGUAGUGUACAACCUAAUGUCUCAGAAGUUCCGCUCUGCAUUUCGUGGUCUGUACCGGUGCCAGCAGCCGGCCAGUCACCAGCGUAGCCUGUCCUUACUCCAGACCAGCUACACUGUAGCGAGAGACCCUCGAAGCACUCACAUCAGCAAUGGUACCAAAGAAACUGUGAAGGGAAUCAGCUGUGACACUGCCAACCAGGAACCUAGCAAAGAAAGCCCCCUGGCUAAAAAGAAAGACGCUACAAAAAAUACUGAUAUUGACAAUAAUGGCAUGGAUAAGCUGCAAGAAAAGACAGAUGAAACUGACAAAGUCCAGAAUCGAGGUGAUACUGCAAUCCUUGCCACUGAAACUGAAAUAAAAGGAAUUGUGAAAGAAGAUAAUGAUCCUGGCUUGGAGAAAAAGAUUGAUAGCCAACACACUGUUAUUAGAAAGGAUGUGGAAAAUUUUUAUAAUAUUAACAGUGAUAUGACUCUAGACAUUACCCGCUCUAAUGCAGAGAUAGCUGUGCCAGCCUCUGAUGAGAUUGGCCAUGCUAAGAAAAAUGCUACGGAAUUGAUGCAUAGCACGUUGUAAUCCCUUCAGAUCUGAAAGGGAAAUUUGUAGGGGUUAGAGUUGUAUAGUUUAUUGUCCUGAAUUGAAAAAGCUAUUGCUUGUUGUUAAAAGGACAGCCAAAAAAUUCCAUUUCAGACAGGAUCCAAAAUAUCUUGUCUUUGCAUGUGCUGAUGAGACAGUUUGCGUCGCAAAGACUUGGACCCUAUCACUGCAUCAAUUUUUCUGGACAACACCAUCUUUGCGUCGGCUUUUGGAGUUUUGAUGUGUUCUUUUCAUUUGAGUUACAUUAAAACAUAUGCCCUUUCUUUGUGUAUGGAGAAGCAGAAAGUAAUGAAUCCAGCUAAGUGAGUACAUAACCCACUUCUGAAUGAAACAGAAUGGGUCACACAGCAACUGCUACAAGACACUUUUAUCUGAUAACAUGGCCUGGAGCAUCAGGUCAGCACUAACAUACAUCCGUGUUAUCCGUUCAGCUAACACGAGGCAUUUAAAGGCUGGCUCUGUGCCACUGAAAGAACAGAGAGCAUGGCUAGGGGAACUGACUUGUAAUGCAUCAACAUUUGUUCCACCUAAAAGCUUUAGGAAUGACGAUUUACAUCUAUUUCAUCUGCCAACGUGCUCAGAAGCAUUGAGUCCUCUGGGUGGCUUUUGAGUAAUGAAUGCAGAUUAAGUCAGAAAGACAGAGAAUCAGACAUCAAUUUACAGACCCAUCUACUUAUCCAUUUAUUUAUAUAAAGGGAGUCCACAACACACUUUAGGACAACUAUUGUGUUCUGCUGAAACAAAUGAAGAUGUAUAUCCUUUGUGUCUCUGUGAACAAAACAAAUCUUAUUCUGAUGUGUCCUGAUACUGAAAAGAUUUGUAAGCACUUCUUUUGUGUACCCAGUGCCAAAAUAUUUAUUUAAAUGUUUUACAUCUAUGUAGAAAGCAGCCAUUAAUAUGAUUUCCAGUCCUAAACGGUAAUUUUUAUGAUGCUAUAAUGACUUAAGCACCAUCAUGCUUUAAUGUGCAUUUUACAGUUGUUCUUUUUCAAAAGCAAUCUGUUCCCUGGUGUAAAUGCUUUAUUGUAAAGCCUGUUGUUUAUGCCUCUCUUGUGCUGUUUCCCUAAAAGGAGAGAUUAUGAUAAGAUCUUGAAAUUGUUUGUGGCUGGUUUUGUGGCUUAUUAAACUAAUUUUAGCUGUGCCACAUUUAGAGCUCUGCCUGAAAGUCGGAAUUUUCAUUUAUCUCAUCAGGCAUCUUGUUAGAAGAGCCAGCACCGUUCUGCUUGUUGCCGUUUUAGUGCUCGAGCUAUUAUUUCUGUACUGUCACAUUUCAUUUGAUAAGCAUUGAAUGAAGCCAGUACCAGUGUAAAGAGGCUCAUUUCAGAGUGCUAAAGUGGAAAGGGGGUUAUACCGAUGUGUUUGCCACACACACACACACACACACACACACACACACACACACACUCUCUGCUGUUUUUCUGAUUUUAAUUGCAUUGGUGACAGCGAUGGAAAAACAAAUUGUUUUCUUUUAAGGAUGGAGAAAAUGCAUGGCUUUCGCUGAGGAACCGUAUUAGCUAAAGUGAAUUUGGUGUCACAGCAGAAAACCCACAAGGGAAGAUGUAACGCCUUUGGUGUGCUGCUUGUAAAAGCAUUUUUUUUUAAAUCCACUUGAUAUUUGCACAGUUCUCAAUGUUAACUUACUGGAAUCAGAGCUUAAUGUAUGUGUGAGUUCUGUGAGCCACCAAGCCUGUGUUAAUUUCUACAUGCAGAAUAUAUUAUUAUUAUUAUUAAUUGUUAUUAUUAUUAUUAUUAUUAAUUAUUAUUAUUAUUGUGAUCACACCUAUCUUUUGCUGUAUAUGAUGAAUAAAG